AUGAGCUGGCAUGGGGGCUUCGUGUCCUCUGGGCUAGUUGCCCUGCUUGCCAUUUUGGCAUCUCGGUGCCUUCUCGAAGGGCACGGCAGCUUCGCUUCCGUCUAUGUCCCAGAGCAGCAAGGGCUCUUUGGAAACACCUCUUUGCUCGAAAUCCUUGCAGCAGCGAAGGCACGGCCCGGGCAAAAGCAAGAGUGCAGCCACGCGCGACCCCGGGUGGUUGUGACUCUGUCUACCUUCGAGGGGAGACUUGGUAAUCUCAAGAUGGCACUGCAGUCGCUGGCAGUUCAAAGCUGCAUGCCCGACGCCAUUUACGUGUUCGUUUCGCAGAAUCCUUUCACCAAGUCUCAGCUCGCUGGCGGUAGUGGUGGCGAUGGAGUCGUCGGAGACGAUGCGUUUUGGGAAGACAUCGCUAAGAUUCACAGUAGCAUCAUUGUGAAGCACAUCAGCGACGACUGGGGGCCGGCUACAAAGUUGCUUGCGGCUCUGCAGGUGGAAAGAGAUCCAAGCACAUGGCUCAUCACAGUGGACGAUGACACAAAGUACCAUGUGGACACAGUUCUUGCGUUAGUCCUGGCGGCGAUGAACCUCCCAUGGAACAGUUCCCCUGCUUUCUGGUGCGAGGAGGCUUGGGCUGAUGGCUACCGAAGUCUGAAGAAGAGGACUAUGAAUCGGGGUGAAGAGGGCACCGUGCAUGGAUGGUGUGGAGGCUUUGCCGGCGUUCUUUUCAAGAGGUUUAUGCUCGGAGACCACGUCUUCAAUUUCAGCCGCGCCCCCGUCGGAUGCCGAUCUCAUGAUGAUGUCUGGUGGGGUGGCCAUCUGCUCAGCGCAGGAAACACUCCUUACCUGAUAGAUCCAGGAUUCUUCUCUGUGGAGUGGUCUCCAACGUCAUCCUCCGAGAGGCAGGCAUUAAGUGUUCAUGUCCUGGACGGCAAGGCUAGAACGUCUGGGAGCGAUCUUCAAAGUCAGUGUGCUUCUUGGUUUGCGGGCCUCCGGGGUGUCCACCUGGAUGGCUUUGAGGACGAUGACGUCUUCAGACAUCCUGAGGCCACCUCCCAGAACGCCCAAGACUUAUCCAUCCUCAAGCAGUUCUUCUCCAGUAAGAAGGGCAUGCGACCCAGCGGAACAUUUGUGGAAUUCGGUGCGCUGGAUGGAAUUGCUCACUCCAACACAAACUUCUUCGAAGCUGCCUUAGGUUGGUCUGGAGCACUUGCGGAGCCGUCUCACUACGCCAACGAGCUCAAAAAGAACCGACCAGGCAGUUUCGCGCUGCACGGAGCGAUCUGCGGGAAGUCGGGCCUCAACUGCCACAGUCUUCAGGAGCUUCUGGACUUAGCAAAGCUUCGGCAUGUUGACUACAUGUCCGUGGAUACGGAGGGCAGCGAGCUGGAGAUUCUCGCCGCCUUCCCCUUCGACCAGUACCGCAUCGACACGAUCCAAGUGGAGUCGAAAUGGAACAGUUGCAUUGUCAUACGAGAUGGAUGGUCGCGUGCCGACGUUUGGAAGUAUUGGUGUUACCAUCAAGAAGGUCCACAGAAGCUAAUCCAGCUCAUGACCUCUAAAGGCUACUCGCUGGCAGGGACACAUGUUGUCAGCUUGAGUGACGGACUCAUCCGAACCAGUCUGCACCAUUUCUGGCGGCCAUUUCACAUAACAGGAGAAAUGACUAUUGAUCUCGUUUUCCGGUUAGGCUGA
Molecule: messenger RNA, 1692 nt
Organism: Symbiodinium sp. CCMP2456
Lineage: Eukaryota; Dinophyceae; Suessiales; Symbiodiniaceae
Source: the annotation of a GenBank genome assembly